UGCUUAUUUCCUUUCACUUGAUUUUUUUUCCUUGUCACUUGCUCCACACAUUUGUUCUUGUCAGCCAUCCGAAAGAUGGAAAACUCUCUGCUGAUGACUCUUACGGCGCUCCUGCUCCUUGGAGUUCAAGGAAUCUCAGCUCAGACCCAGACCCACAACACCACAAACACCUCAGCCCCAGAGUCUAUUAAUGUUACGACAUCCAAUGCCCCACAGAUCACAUGUCCGAAAAUCCCCCAAAUUAUUACUAUGUCUGUUCUGUACUGGCUGAAAGUAAAAUGGAUAAAAGAGAGUCCAUGUGAAGGUCAGCUGUUUCUGAAUACUAGUGAGGAGGAAAGGCCUUUGUGUUAUAACAGUGCAAUAUCACCCAGCUGGAAGAAUGAAGUGUGUAACAACAGAAGAUGUGGAGACUUCAAGAAACUUAAGCCCAUUUCAAACAAAGCUGAAUGUUUUGUGCUCAGAAGCAAUAUGACGAUCAUUGUUACUACUGAGUGCGACGGCCUGCACAUCAUGUGCCAAGAUUCUCCAGGAAAAGAGUUAGCUGCUUAUAAAGCAGUAACCGGCCUAUUAAUUUUCUUUAUCUUGAGUGUCAUUCUGCUUCAGUUCAGUCGGCCCAUGUACAAAGCCAUCCGCAAAAGAUUUUCACAAAAACGCCAGAAUCGCUGGAUCGGCCCGACUGAGAGUGUGUGCUAUAACAGAGGUCAAGGUCCCGCAAACAAAAACCCAGAGAAGAGACAGUCCUUUCCUGGUUUGGAGAGACUGACGGUAAACCAGAGCCGAGAGCCCUCAUCCAACAGAAACAGUGACUAUGACUCCUGCGGCUGAAGAUCUGUGCUCACAAAAGACUUACUGACCCUAAGCACAAGUCUCCCGUCAUCAACAUUUACAUUGCACUGCUUCGGUUGUCUGGCAAGUCAAGAAAGGUGUAUAUAUCUUUGAAAAGUCCAGCUGAGAAAUCCAUUUAGUAUAAAAUGUAUAAAAAAAUAUCUAAUAAUGAUUGUCUCAACAUA
Carassius auratus (goldfish) is the source of this 1010-nucleotide messenger RNA. Its product is annotated as T-cell surface glycoprotein CD5-like. The coding region runs from base 76 to 825 and encodes 249 amino acids. The transcript has 7 exons. Gene Ontology annotation, cellular component: plasma membrane. Gene Ontology annotation, biological process: T cell costimulation. Lineage: Eukaryota; Metazoa; Chordata; Actinopteri; Cypriniformes; Cyprinidae. The record is from RefSeq and is a predicted model, not a curated record.